AUGUUAAAUUCCAAGAAGCUAAUUAAAUCAAAUCAGCUAACUGAAUUAAAUAAUUUUCUACUCUAAGUAAAGCAAGCAUUUAUUACAGAUGUACAACAUAAAUAGAUUAAAUAAAGGAUUUCUAGUUCACAAAUGAACCUGUUAAUAUAAAUGAUAACAAAUUUCCAUUAUAAGAAAUAAUUGAAAAUAAUGUACCUUAAAUAAAGUAGGAUUAAAUAAAAUUACCAAUAUAAAUGCCUUAGGAUGAUAUCUAGAAUCUACUCCAAGGUUUAACAACUCUACUAGAAAAAAAUCUAUAAGAAUCCCAUAAUUUGUAUGAAAUAUUCUAAUCGAAUAAGUAAUUUAAUAGUAGGGCUUAAGAUUCAAAUUCUUCUUUGAAAUAUUAAAAAGAUGAAAAUGUAGAUGAACUGCAAGAAGAUAUUAAAUAAAAUGAAAUAAGAUUAUUGUAAAUGCAAAAUUCUAGAUUAUUGAGUAAAAUUGAGUCAUUAAAUGAACAAAUUACUUAAUUUGAAUAAGAUUUACAUGAAAAUUCUUAAGAAUAUCGCUAAUUAAUUAGUCUUAUUAAUUCUACAUAUUGCAUCUAAAAAAUUUAAUAUAUAGUUUAAUAAUUAGAUAGAAAUCCAAUUUUAGGAAAAGCUAAUGAUGAAGAAAUAGAAUAAGGAGUUUUUGUUAUUGUUGAUGAUUAAAUAAUUUUAUCUCCUUCAUAUUUAGAUGAAAAUAAAAUAAUAUUGAAUGUUUCAUAGAUUAUUGAUGUCACUUAUAAAAAUGACUUUUAGAUAGUUAUUCAUUAUAAAGAGGGUAAAUUAAUUUUAAUAAUGGAAAAUUAACAAGAUUUUGCUAAAAUAGAUUUAUGUCUAUGGUCAAUUAUGAGAAAAAAUGUCUGUUUAAAUUAAGAGUAUUAUAAUGUUAAUUUAAUUAGUAAAUUAUUCCAAAACAGUUUAUUUGAACGACCUUUCAGAUAAGAAAUUAGUAUAGACUAUAAGAAAUUAAAAGAGUAAUUAUCCAGUAUAAUUCCAUAGAUGGAAUAGGAUUAGAAAUAAUAAUAAUAAUAAUUAUUCACUUUAAAUAUCAAAAAUUCUGAUCAUUUUACUGAAGCUUAAUAAAAUAGUAAUAUAUAAAUGCAAUCUCAUUAAUCUCCUGAAUUAAGAGGAACUUAAACAAAACAAAUGGUUUAAAUUAAUUAAUAAACAAAAUUAUAACAUGCUCUACUUUAAUUAAAAUAAGGCUUUUGCAUGAUUAAAUAUUCAGAAGGUUAAAGAAAACCAAAUAUUAAAAUAAUUUAUUUGACAGAAAAUGAAUAAUAUAUAAAAUGGAAGGAUGAAUUAUAACCAUUUGAUUAAAAGAAUACAUCAGAGAAAAAAUCAAUCUAAAUUUCAUAAAUUAAGGAAAUAAAAGAUAUUGCUAAAGGAUCAGGUUUUGAUAAGUUUAAGAAAUAUCGCUAAGGCAAAGAAUCAUUAGGAAUUACUAUUAUUGCCAAGAGAAAUUUAGAGUUGGAUGCUCCAAAAUAAGAAAUUAAGGAUUUAUUUUUAGAAUGUUUAAGAAUUUUAUUAGAAAACAAAUAAAAUAAUAAAUUAGAACAGAAAAACAGAAAAUGA
Messenger RNA from Paramecium sonneborni, 1595 nucleotides. The record is from the annotation of a GenBank genome assembly. Lineage: Eukaryota; Ciliophora; Oligohymenophorea; Peniculida; Parameciidae.